AGUGAGCCCGAGGAGAAGCACUCAUCAGAUUUCAGAUCCACCACACCUCAUAUCCCGGGAUAUCAUCACUAAACGCAAACACCGGGGCAGUCUUUUCCCCCCGCGUCGGCUCACCUGGAAACACCUGAGCUGCAGGAACAGAGGACUCUGAAUCCUUUCUGUUGGGACUUUUGUUGCUUUUCUGGUCCCUUUUGUCUUGUUAUUCCCCGGACACAGACUGCAAAACUGGUUUGAAUCUGAGAUAUUAGUACAUUAAAGGAUCAAAAUGAGCUGCUUCACAUUCGUCAAAUUGAUGAUGGUCUUGUUCAACUUGCUUAUCUUUCUGGGCGGGCUAACCCUGCUCGCCAUGGGGAUCUGGGUGAGCGUGGAUGGCGGCUCCUUCCUGAGGCUGCUGGGGCCGUUCUCGGGCGAGGCCAUGCAGUUUGUCAACGUGGGAUUCUUCAGCAUCGCCAUCGGGGGAGUGCUGAUGCUGCUCGGGCUCCUCGGCUGUUGUGGGGCGAAAAAGGAGAGCAAGUGCCUACUGCUCACGUUCUUCUCCAUCAUCCUCAUCAUCUUCAUCGCUGAAUUGGCGGCCGGAGUGGUGGCUCUUGCCUACUCCUCAUUCGCUGAGGGCAUCCUCCGAGCAUGGGCGACCCCUGCCUUAAAGUCCGAUUACGGCAGUGAACCUGUGGUGACCAAGAUGUGGAACUCGACCAUGAUGGAGCUCAAUUGUUGCGGUUUCACCAACUACACAGACUUCGUGGGCUCCAAGUUUGAAAAGGAGAACGGAGGAAAUGUGCCGCCCACUUGCUGCUUGACAAACAGCACCACCUGCAGCACGGCAGAGGCAGAGCGCAGCGCUGUGAAGGGCUGCUUCGAACACAUCCUGAAGACCCUCAAAGAGCACGCCAACAUCGUGGGAGGCAUCGCAGCAGGAAUCGGAAUCCUGGAGAUUGCUGCCAUGAUCGUGUCCAUGUACCUGUACUGUCAGCUGGACAACAGAGUCAGCUGAGACUCCGGACAAAGACAACUAAACACACAAAGAACAUGUUGUUUGAUUCAGCAUUACGUACCUUAUAUCACUUACUAUACAUAAAUAUAUAAAUAUAUAUUAGGGCUGACAGUGUUAAUGUGUUAUUUGCCAUGUUUUGUCCCUUCAGGCUCUCCGUAGAUAGUCGUCCUCAGUGUCUCCCUGUAGUCUCAGUGAUUUAAAAGAAGGACACUGCUGCAUCUUUGAAUGUCUCAUUUCACUUUAACAAACUCUCAAGACAGCGCAGCUGACGAGUCCAAAGUAAUAGCCACCUUAUGACAUCACACAUCGACCUUAUGACAUCACACACUGACCUUAUGACAUCACACAUUGACCUUUGAUACCGUUCCUUUGAGCUCAGUUUGGGAUCCCUAACCACUUCCUGUUUCUGUGCUUAAGCUCAUUUUGUA
Messenger RNA from Labrus mixtus (cuckoo wrasse), 1419 nucleotides. RefSeq names its product tetraspanin-1. The record is from RefSeq and is a predicted model, not a curated record. Bases 266 to 991 code for a protein of 241 amino acids. Gene Ontology annotation, cellular component: membrane. The transcript has 8 exons. NCBI's taxonomy places the organism in Eukaryota, Metazoa, Chordata, Actinopteri, Labriformes, Labridae.